UUUUGUCUCGUGAAUUCUAAUUUUGUUCAUAUUCAAAUUCUAUCUUUUUGUUCAUAUUCAAAUUCUAGCGAUCUUUUUGUUAACUAACAAAAGGACGUUAUCCAAGCUUUCUACAACCAGUCCUCUGGAAGAUAAGAGAAAAGGCUAAAGGUCUAGCAUGGAGAAAAACAUCAUAAACACUGAAAUUGCAGAACAAGGCUCCCCUGAAGUUCCAUCGCUUAUUAGGUAUAUAUCAUCAAAUGAAAUUGCUGGCUUUGAUACUUCAGACACUCAACUUCCCAGGCCAACUGCAAAAGAAAGUGAAGCAAUCUCACCAGAAAGAGAACAUGAUGAAUCUGCAGUCAUCCAUCAUCAAAGGAAGUUAUCUAUUUCUAUCAGCAUGCCACUUUAUUCUGAAGAAGCUCAGCUUCAACCACUGGACACCAUUAUAGAUGAUGGUAUUCCCAUUUCCUCUUCUCAAUCAGGAACUGAUAGCUCUAGCCAUCCACAGCCAUCAAAAUGUUACUCUCAACCAAUGCCAGAAGGCCAUGAGCACCAAGAGGCAGAUAAUCAUCCUGGCAUCAAAGCAUUCAAGGACAAGAGGUUUGACUCUUUCAAAACAUGGUCAGGGAGUCUAAACAGAAAACUAUCAAUUCUACGAAGAAAGCGACAAAGAGAAACUCCACAAGAUGUUAACAACAACUCCAGGAGCACUGAUAGGCCUUUACCUGUUCAUCGGUAUUAUGAUGCAUUGGAAGGUCCAGAGUUAGAAACACUCAGGGCCUCAGAAGAGACAGUGCUUCCUCAGGACAGGAAAUGGCCAUUUCUUCUUCGGUUUCCUGUUUCAUCUUUUGGUAUUUGCCUUGGAGUUGGCAGCCAAGCAAUUCUAUGGAAAGCAAUUGCCACAUCUCCUUCCACUAAAUUUCUUCACAUAAGCCUCAAAAUCAACUUAAUAUUCUGGUUCAUAUCUGUUGCUCUUACUGCCACAGUUUUCACCACCUAUCUUCUCAAAAUCAUCCUCUACUUUGAAGCAGUUCGUCGUGAGUACUACCAUCCAAUCCGUGUUAACUACUUCUUUGCACCAUGGGUAUCUCUUUUGUUCUUGGCUCAUGGUGUUCCACCAUCAGUUACAAAAGACUUGCCCAAUGCUCUUUGGUACAUUCUUAUGACACCAAUAUUGUGUCUUGAACUCAAAAUCUAUGGACAGUGGAUGUCUGGGGGCACAAGGAGGCUCUCAAAGGUGGCCAAUCCUACAAACCAUUUAUCAGUUGUUGGAAAUUUUGUUGGGGCAUUACUUGGGGCUUCCAUGGGCCUCAAAGAAGGGCCCAUUUUCUUCUAUGCUAUUGGGCUGGCCCACUACAUAGUUGUGUUUGUAACUCUCUACCAGAGACUUCCAACAAAUGAGACCCUCCCAAAAGAGCUACAUCCUGUGUUCUUUAUGUUUGUUGCACCACCUGUUGUUGCUUCCAUGGCAUGGGCCAGCAUUCAGGAUUCUUUUGAUUAUGGAUCACGGAUUUCCUAUUUCAUUGGCCUCUUCCUAUAUUUCUCAUUGGCUGUCCGGGUCAAUUUUUUCAGAGGAUUCACAUUCUCGCUUGCAUGGUGGGCCUAUACUUUUCCAAUGGCUAGUACAGCAUCUGCAAGCGUAAGAUACGCAAAUGAGGUCACAAAUGUAGUUACAAAGACGCUAUGUGUUAUACUCAGUCUCAUGUCCACACUCAUAAUAGCAGCAGUGCUUGUAUCAACUAUAUUGCAUGCCUUAGUCUUCAAAGACCUCUUCCCCAAUGACCAUGCCAUUGCCAUAAGUCAUGGAAAAAGAAGGCCAGAAAAGAAGUGUCUAGCUCUUGGAUACACGAGCCAUGACUCCGUAGAGAUUGAUUUAGAAGCUUCUACCCCACUACCAAAUGGCAGAGAGAUCAAUUUACACUCUAUCUGAGGAUAUUUGUUAUAUAUUAUAGAAAUGUGUCCUUCAAAACACAAUAUUAUGAGUUUGCUUGCCUAAUAAUCUUCCAUUAGUUAAACAUAAA
Messenger RNA from Glycine soja, 2003 nucleotides. RefSeq names its product S-type anion channel SLAH2-like. Gene Ontology annotation, molecular function: voltage-gated monoatomic anion channel activity. NCBI's taxonomy places the organism in Eukaryota, Viridiplantae, Streptophyta, Magnoliopsida, Fabales, Fabaceae. Gene Ontology annotation, cellular component: membrane. The transcript has 6 exons. Gene Ontology annotation, biological process: intracellular monoatomic ion homeostasis; transmembrane transport. The record is from RefSeq and is a predicted model, not a curated record. Bases 158 to 1912 code for a protein of 584 amino acids.